AGUUGCUUUCGCUCCCUUCCCACUUCACCUGCCUCUUCGUCUCCAUUCAUCAGAGACACGAGGAGAGAGGAAUAGAAGGAAAGCAAGCUUCACAGGCUGCAAAAAUGGCGGAGAUACCAUCUCUGUUGUUUCUUCUUCCUCUUCUUCUUUCUUAUGUCUCUUUUUCUUCUUCUUCCACCAUACGUCUAGGCUCUGUUCUCUACGCCUCCAAUCCAGACCAGUCAUGGUCGUCUUCAAAUUCCGCUUUCUCCGUCUCCUUCGUUCCCACGGCUUCGUCUGGUUCCUUUCUCGCCGCUAUCGUCUUCGCCGGGAAUGUUUCCGUCUGGUCAGCCGGAACCGUUGACUCCGGCGGAUCCCUCCGCCUUCUCCCAUCCGGCUCCCUCCGCCUUCUCAACGGCUCCGGCGCUACAGUCUGGGAUUCAGGAAGCGAUCGUCUCGGUGUCGUUUCCGCGUCACUCGAAGAUUCCGGCAACCUCGUUCUCCUUGACAACCGGAGCAUCACCGUCUGGUCGUCCUUUGAUCACCCGACGGAUACGAUCGUUCAGUUGCAGAAUUUCACUGUCGGUAAGGUUCUCCGAUCUGGUUCUUACUCGUUUCAACUUCUGGAGAGCGGGAAUUUUACCCUUAGAUGGAACAAGAGCAUAAUUUACUGGAAUCAGGGGUUGAAUUCGUCGCUCAAUUCGAAUUUAUCGUCUCCGAGCUUCAGCUUGCAAACUAAUGGAGUCGUGAUGCUCUUCGGUUCCACUCUCCCUGGCGGAGUGCGUUUCAUUUACAGUAGCGAUUACGGCGAAGAUGGUAACGCAUUUAGGUUCUUGAGGUUAGAUACUGAUGGGAAUUUGAGAAUUUACAGUGCUGCGAGUAGCAAUAGUGGGCCUGUGACUGUUCAAUGGAAUGCUGUUGGUGAUCUGUGUCUUGUUUAUGGAUACUGUGGAAACUUCGGGAUAUGUAGUUACAACGAUUCGAAUCCGAUCUGUUCGUGCCCUUCUCUGAAUUUUGAGCCUGUUGAUGUGAACGAUACAAGAAAGGGAUGCAAGAGAAAAGUGGAGCUUAGAGAUUGUUCUGGCAAUGCAACCAUGCUAGGUUUGGAUCAAACCAGGCUCCUGACGUACCUUCCUGACCCUAACUUAGAGCUUUUCUUCAUGGGUAAUUUGCCUUGUAGAUCAAAUUGCCUAGUAAGCAGUUCUUGUCUUGCAUCUGUUUCGAUGUCUGAUGGAUCAGGAAUUUGUUGGCAGAAACAUCCCGGUUCUUUCUUUACUGGCUACCAGACCUCCUCAAUUUCGAGCACUUCUUAUGUUAAGGUGUGUGGACCAGUAUUGCCUAAUCCGUCUUUGGGUGCAAGGAAGAGUGAUGAAAACUCAAAAGUGCAUUUAUGGGUUCUUGCGGUUGUUGUCAUAGCUGCUCUUUUAGGGUUAGUUGCAAUAGAAGGAGGUUUGUGGUGGUGGUGCUGCAGAAAUAGUACUCAGUUUGGAACUAUGUCUGCUCACUACACUUUACUUGAGUAUGCUUCUGGUGCGCCAGUGCAGUUUUCGUUUAAGGAGCUUCAGCGAUGCACCAAAGGGUUCAAGGAAAAGCUCGGGGCCGGAGGUUUUGGCGCUGUGUAUAAAGGCCUGCUCGCAAACAGAACUGCUGUUGCAGUGAAGCAGCUAGAAGGGAUAGAGCAAGGAGAGAAGCAAUUUAGAAUGGAGGUUGCCACCAUAAGCAGCACACACCAUCUGAAUCUGGUCAGGCUGAUCGGUUUUUGCUCCGAGGGACGCCAUAGGCUUCUCGUCUAUGAGUUCAUGAAAAACGGAUCUCUUGAUAACUGCCUUUUCACUUCGGAUUCAGGCAAGUUGCUGACUUGGGAGUAUCGGUUCAACAUUGCCCUAGGAACUGCAAAGGGAAUCACUUAUCUCCACGAAGAGUGCCGGGACUGUAUUGUUCACUGUGACAUAAAACCCGAGAACAUUCUCUUGGACGACAACUACACUGCCAAAGUCUCAGAUUUUGGGCUGGCCAAGCUCUUGAACCCAAAGGACAACAGAUACAGAAAUCUGAGCAGUAUCAGAGGAACCAGAGGCUAUCUAGCUCCGGAAUGGCUUGCAAAUCAUCCAAUAACCGCAAAAUCGGACGUCUACAGCUAUGGAAUGGUUCUACUAGAGAUAGUUAGCGGAAGACGGAACUUUGACAUCUCAGAGGAAGCAAACCGGAAGAAAUUCUCGAUCUGGGCUUACGAGGAAUUCGAGAAGGGCAACACAGAAGCAAUCCUUGACAAACGUUUACGCACUGAUCAAACAGUCGAUAUGGAACAAGUGAAAAGAAUGGUCCAGGCCAGCUUCUGGUGCACACAAGAGAAGCCGACACAGAGACCAACCAUGGGGAAAGUGGUUCAGAUGUUAGAAGGAAUCACGGAGAUAACCAAACCGCCGGCUCCAAAGGCUUUACGUGAAGUACCAGUUGCAGGGCACAGCUUAAACUCGAGCACCGUUUCAACGUUGGGGGCAUCGGCUCCCCCGGUUCCUUCUUCUUCAUCAUCUUCUUCUGCCACGGUGUCGUCUCAUACCGGAGGAGGGUCAUCUUCCAUGGUGGUCACUAGGAAGAACAAUGAAGGUACUUCUUCUUUGCUGAGAUCAGAAUUCUCGAAGAAGAGUGUGUCUUCUUUAUACUGAUUGGCUUAAAGUUGAAGAAGCUUUAUGAGAAGCUACUAAAAGCUUUGUUACUUUACACUUGGAUCAUUCUUUUUGCUAUACGAUUGUGUAUAUAUUUGUAGUGUAACUAUAAAAAAAGAAGAAGAUGUAUUUGUUUGGUAAUAAGAUCAUCAUAGAUCAUAAAAUGCUCUGUGAAGAAACGUUGCUCAACAGUUCAGUGUAUUUAUAUUUCAUUUACGAUGCAAAAUAAAAAGAUUUAUUCGAAUUA
This is a messenger RNA of Tarenaya hassleriana, 2892 nucleotides long. Its product is annotated as G-type lectin S-receptor-like serine/threonine-protein kinase At1g34300. Gene Ontology annotation, molecular function: ATP binding; protein serine/threonine kinase activity. The coding region runs from base 105 to 2645 and encodes 846 amino acids. The record is from RefSeq and is a predicted model, not a curated record. Gene Ontology annotation, biological process: recognition of pollen; protein phosphorylation. NCBI's taxonomy places the organism in Eukaryota, Viridiplantae, Streptophyta, Magnoliopsida, Brassicales, Cleomaceae. The transcript has a single exon.